CCCAAAAAAAAAAAAAAGAACAUUUUUCUGGUCAAAUUCUAACGUGUUGCUUGUUUUGCACUGCAUAGAUUAAUAAGUUGGCAGCUGUCAGAAUUAAUGGAAUGGUUGAGAGGCUUCAACUGUCUCAACAGAUACGGGAGAGUGUUUAUUGUCUUUUUCAACAAAUACUUAGUCAGCAGACAUCUCUCUUCUUUAAUCGUCAUAUUGACCAGAUCAUCCUCUGUUGUUUUUAUGGAGUCGCAAAGAUCUCUCAAUUGAACCUGACUUUUAGAGAAAUUAUCUAUAACUAUAGGAAGCAACCACAGUGUAAACCACAAGUGUUUCGAAGUGUGUUUGUUGACUGGUCAACGGCACGGCAUAAUGGGAAAACAGGGCAGGAUCAUGUUGAUAUUAUUACAUUCUACAACGAAAUAUUUAUUCCCACUGUGAAGCCAUUGCUGGUUGAACUUGGUCCUUCUGGGACAAGUACAAGAACUACUCGGAUUCCUGAUGCCAAUAAUAGCAAUGAAGGUCAAUGUCCAGGAUCGCCUAAAGUUGCACCUUUUCCAAGUCUUCCGGAUAUGUCGCCGAAGAAAGUAUCUGCAACACACAAUGUAUACGUCUCCCCAUUGCGGACUUCCAAGAUGGAUGCCCUAAUCUCACACAACUCAAAAAGCUUAUAUGCUUGUGUCGGGGAGAGCACACAUGCAUAUCAAAGCCCAUCAAAGGACCUUACAGCCAUCAAUAAUCGCUUAAAUGGUACCCGAAAGGUUAGAGGCACACUCAACUUUGAUGGGAUUGAUGUUGGCUUGGUUAGUGAUUCCAUGGUUGCCAGUAGCCUGUACCUUCAAAAUGGCAGCUGCAUGUCCUCAUCCUGUGCGCCACCAAAAUCUGAGCAAUUGGACUCUUGAAUCUUUGAUUUUGCAUCCCUAUUCCCUACUUUCCCUGUUUGUAAAUCCUGGCUCUCUUCCAAUACUUAAAUCUGUGUCCCAGGGCAUGGCAUGCGCGGUUAUUUAUUGUAUGAUAUCCGCCACCCCCUAUGUGCCUACAUAUAUAUAUUACUCAAUACUGUAGUUGAAGCUGGCCUAACAAAUUUAAUAAAAUUUGCCUUUUUUG
Molecule: messenger RNA, 1095 nt
Organism: Rubroshorea leprosula
Lineage: Eukaryota; Viridiplantae; Streptophyta; Magnoliopsida; Malvales; Dipterocarpaceae
Source: the annotation of a GenBank genome assembly